Hepatospora eriocheir is the source of this 285-nucleotide messenger RNA. The record is from the annotation of a GenBank genome assembly. NCBI's taxonomy places the organism in Eukaryota, Fungi, Microsporidia, Hepatosporidae.
AUGGAUCUUAAAUUUCCAAAGUUACCAAAGAGAACAUUGUUUUUAUCUUAUCAAUCAAAUGUAUAUAAACCUAAUUGUUCGUUAAAUAUCGAUUAUAAACCCAAAAAAGGCAUUAUUUAUGAUUUAAUUGUAUAUGUAGAGUGGAAAUUUAGAAUGAAUAUAAAGUAUCCAGAAUGUGUAUCUGAUGCUGAAAUUUAUUUUGUUAGAGGAGAGUCUAUAACAGAAAAAAUAUUUUUGGAUGCACUUAAACAUUAUAAUGGUGCUGAUAUUAGAAAAGGUAAAUAA